This is a messenger RNA of Didymodactylos carnosus, 432 nucleotides long. NCBI's taxonomy places the organism in Eukaryota, Metazoa, Rotifera, Eurotatoria, Philodinida, Philodinidae. The record is from the annotation of a GenBank genome assembly.
AUGGAAAAAGGUCGUAUUAUUGAUGAAGGAACAUAUCAUGAAUUACUGGACAAGAGGGAUAUUUUUCAUCAUUUAAUUCAUGAAAUUCAGCAUCAGAAGUCCGAAAAUAAUUCAGAAAUAAAUGAUAAAAAUAAAUUAGAACAGUUAGAAAGUGGACUAGAUUCGAUUGGUGGUUAUCAAGAUGGACGGAUAAUCAAUCGAUUUUCGAAAGAUACAGCGAUCAUUGAUGGAAGAUUACCAUCACAAUUGAUUGACUAUAUUGAUCUUACGUUUACAACUGUUGGAACGUUUGUUUUUAUUAAUAUUAUUAAUCCUUGGACUUUGAUUCCAACUAUUUUGGGUUUUAUCGGCUUAUUAUAUAUUCGCCAAAUAUAUGUAUCAUCAGCACAAGAUUGUCAGCGAUUAGAAAGUUUAGACCAAUUACAUAUAUAG